AUGGCUGGGGGUAGUAGAAGAAGAAAGCUGAAUUUGAGCAAUAUCUAUGGCUUCUCAUGUGGGAAAAAAUCUAUGAUGGAAGAUGAAGAAGAGGUCUCACAGAUUGGUGGACCAGGGUUUUCAAGGGUGGUAUUAUUAGGCAACGACGUCCAUGAAGAAGAAGCCAUGGCCACCGCCGCCCUUAAUUAUAAAGACAAUAACGUGAGAACCACCAAGUAUACAAUUGCCAGUUUCUUUCCCAAGUCCUUGUUUGAGCAGUUCAGGAGAGUUGCUAACAUAUACUUCCUAAUUGUUGCCUGCUUGUCCUUCACACCUCUUUCUCCUUCCUCUCCUAUCACUUCGGUUCUCCCUUUGGUUGUUGUAAUCGGAGCUAGCAUGAUCAAAGAAGCCAUUGAAGAUUGGAGGCGUAAGAAACAGGAUAUUGAGGUAAACAAUCGAAAGGUAAAGGUGCAUUGUGGUGAUGGUAGUUUUGAUACUAGAGAAUGGAAGAACCUGAGAGUUGGAGAUAUAGUGAAAGUAGAGAAAGAUAAUUUCUUUCCUGCUGACCUUCUUUUACUUUCUUCCAAUUAUGAGAAUUCCAUUUGCUAUGUUGAAACCAUGAACCUUGAUGGGGAGACAAAUUUGAAACUGAAACAAGCACUAGAAGUAACUUCAGAUCUACAUGAAGAGGUUAACUUCAGUAAUUUCAAGUCUAUUAUUAAAUGUGAAGACCCCAAUGCAAAUCUAUACUCUUUUGUUGGAACUAUGGAAUUUGGAGAGCAACAAUAUCCACUUUCACCUCAACAACUUCUCCUUAGGGAAUCAAAGCUAAGGAAUACAGCUUAUAUCUAUGGAGUUGUUGUUUUUACAGGCCAAGAUACAAAAGUCAUGCAAAAUUCCAUGGAACCACCUUCCAAGAGAAGCAAAAUUGAAAAGAAGCUGGAUAGGGUUGUAUAUUUCUUAUUCUCUAUCUUGGUUUUGAUUUCUCUAAUUGGAUCUAUCUUUUUUGGGAUUGCAACUAGAGAUGACCUAGAUGAAAAUGGAAGGAUGAAAAGAUGGUAUCUUAGACCAGAUGAUACAACAAUUUUCUUUGAUCCUAAAAGAGCACCCAUUGCUGCAUUUUUUCAUUUCUUACUUGCCCUAAUGAUGUAUGGUGAUUUUAUCCCAAUCGCCUUGUAUGUAUCCAUAGAGAUUGUUAAAGUUCUUCAAUGCAAAUUCAUCAAUGAAGAUGUGUAUAUGUACUAUGAGGAAGCUGAUAAGCCUGCACAUGCUCGAACCUCGAAUUUGAAUGAAGAACUUGGCCAAGUUGAUACCAUACUUUCGGACAAAACAGGAACUUUGACCUGCAAUUCCAUGGAAUUCAUCAAGUGUUCGAUAGCUGGUAUAACUUAUGGUCGUGGGAUCACAGAAAUUGAAAGGGCUAUUAUGGCUAAGAGAAAAGGGUUACCAUUGGUUCAUGUUGAGGAUUCUGCUGAUCAUGAAAACCCUAAUGUUAAAGGUUUCAAUUUUAAGGAUGAAAGGAUCAUGAAUGGUGAAUGGGUUAAUGAGCCAAACUCAGAUGUCAUCCAGAAGUUUCUUCGCUUAUUGGCAAUCUGCCACACAGCCAUACCUAAAGUGGAUGAUGAGAUUAAUGGAAAUAUCUCAUAUGAGGCAGAGUCCCCGGAUGAAGCAGCUUUUGUGAUUGCAGCAAGAGAACUUGGCUUUGAAUUUCACCAGAGGACACAAACAAGCAUCUCAUUGCAUGAGUUGGAUCCCGUAUCUAAAAUGCAAGUUGAAAGGACGUAUAAACUUCUGAAUAUCUUAGAGUUUAAUAGUGAAAGAAAACGGAUGUCUGUGAUAGUAAGGAACGAGGAGGGACAAAUAUUAUUACUUUGUAAAGGUGCUGACAGUGUUAUGUUUGAAAGGCUUGGAAAUAAUGGGAGGGAGUUCGAAGUGCAGACUCAAGAGCAUAUGAAUGAGUAUGCUGAUGCAGGCUUGAGAACAUUGGUACUUGCUAAUCGUGAACUCAGUGAAGAAGAAUACAGAGAGUUUAAUGAGAAAUUCAUAGAGGCCAAGAACCUGGUCAGUGUUGAUAGGGAUGCAAGGAUUGAUGAAGUGGCAGAGAAUAUCGAGAAGGAUUUGAUUCUUCUUGGUGCUUGUGCUGUUGAGGACAAAUUGCAACAUGGGGUUACUGAGUGCAUUGACAAACUUGCGCAAGCCGGAAUUAAAAUAUGGGUUUUGACUGGAGAUAAGAUGGAGACCGCAAUUAAUAUUGGUUUUGCAUGUAGCUUGCUCAGACAAGAAAUGAAGCAGAUAAUUAUCAACUUGGAGACACCAGAAAUUAAAGCAUUGGAAAAAAUGGGAGACAAGUCAGACAUUGCCAAGACAUCAAAGGCAAGUGUUGUCCAUCAGAUAGUUGAAGGGAAGGCGCAGCUCACUGCAUCAACUGGAGGCUCAGAUCCAUUUGCUUUGAUCAUUGAUGGGAAAUCACUUGUCUAUGCACUGGAGGAUGAUGUCAAAAACAAGUUUCUAGACCUGGCAAUUGGCUGUGCAUCUGUUAUAUGCUGCCGCUCAUCACCUAAACAGAAAGCACUGGUUACAAGAUUGGUUAAAGUUGGAACUGGUAAGACAACAUUAGCAAUUGGUGAUGGAGCAAAUGAUGUGGGAAUGCUUCAAGAAGCCGAUAUAGGAGUUGGCAUUAGUGGUGUUGAAGGAAUGCAGGCAGUCAUGUCAAGUGACUUUGCAAUUGCUCAGUUCCAAUAUCUGGAGCGUUUGCUACUUGUGCAUGGCCAUUGGUGUUACAGAAGGAUCUCAUCAAUGAUAUGCUACUUCUUCUACAAGAAUAUCACAUAUAGUUUUACUCUCUUCUUGUUUGAGGCAUACACAUCAUUCUCUGGUCAAGUGGCGUACAAUGAUUGGUUUAUGACGUUGUAUACUAUCAUUUUCACGUCAUUUCCAGUGGUCGCUCUAGGUGUGUUUGACCAGGAUGUCUCUGCCGAAUUUUGUCUCAAGUUCCCUCUAUUGUACCAAGAAGGUAUACAGAAUGUCCUCUUCAGUUGGCUUCGAAUAUUGGGCUGGAUUUUCAAUGCAAUAUAUAGUGGUAUAAUCAUUUUCUUCUUCUGCACAAAUGGAUUGGAGCUUGAGGCAUUCCGUAAGGGAGGUGAGGUUGUUGACUUGGAGAUUAUAGGAGCAACCAUGUAUACUUGUAUUAUGUGGGUUGUGAAUUGCCAAAUGGUAAUCUCUGUCAGUUACCUUAACCUUAGACAACAUUUUUACAUUUGGAAAUCAAUCCUGGUUUGGUAUCUUUUCCUUUUGGCCUAUGGUGCCAUGUCACCUACCAUAUCCACCACUGCCUAUAGGGUCUUCAUUGAAGCCUGUGCUCCAGCUCCCUCAUAUUGGCUUAUCACACUCUUGGUAGUUAUCUCUAGUCUUCUCCCUUACUUCACAUUCUCUGCUAUCCAGAAGCGAUUCUUUCCCAUGUAUCAUGAGAUAAUACAAUGGAUGAGUAGAAAAGAGGGACAAACUGUAGAUCCUGAGUACAACCACAUGGUGCGACAGAGUUUAAUCCGGUCCACUACAGUUGGUUUCACAGCACGGGUAGAAGUUAAAGCUAGACAUUUGAGGGAGAAGCUUCGUCACAAGACAUAAUUACUA
This is a messenger RNA of Telopea speciosissima, 3612 nucleotides long. Its product is annotated as putative phospholipid-transporting ATPase 9. NCBI's taxonomy places the organism in Eukaryota, Viridiplantae, Streptophyta, Magnoliopsida, Proteales, Proteaceae. Gene Ontology annotation, cellular component: plasma membrane. Gene Ontology annotation, biological process: phospholipid translocation. The record is from RefSeq and is a predicted model, not a curated record. Gene Ontology annotation, molecular function: ATP binding; ATPase-coupled intramembrane lipid carrier activity; magnesium ion binding. Bases 1 to 3606 code for a protein of 1201 amino acids. The transcript is spliced from 11 exons.